Molecule: messenger RNA, 273 nt
Organism: Rotaria sp. Silwood2
Lineage: Eukaryota; Metazoa; Rotifera; Eurotatoria; Philodinida; Philodinidae
Source: the annotation of a GenBank genome assembly
AUGUGGUUUUUUAGAGCUACUGCUGAAGAUUGUUUACGAAGUUCAUAUUUUAAAGAAGCACCAUUACCUUGUGAAAACGAUCUAAUGCCUUCAUUUCCUCAACAUCGGAAUCAAAAGUCAUCUUCAUCUAAUCAAAAUCGACCUGCAUUACCAGCACGAUUAUCUUCCUCAUCAAAUGAGCCUAGUUCCCUUGUAAAUGAUAAUCGUAAAAAACAAAAUCUACCACCGCUUCGUGUCGGUUGUACCAAUGUGAAACGCUUACGAAAAUCUUAA